Parnassius apollo (apollo) is the source of this 3111-nucleotide messenger RNA. The record is from the annotation of a GenBank genome assembly. Lineage: Eukaryota; Metazoa; Arthropoda; Insecta; Lepidoptera; Papilionidae.
AUGGAAGUCGCGGGUCAGUGGCGGCGGGAGUGGGCUGGAACGGCAGAAUAUGGAAAAGUUACCGAAGGAGGCGUGACAAAACGUGUGGCGCGCGCUAUGGAGGUGCUGCAAGCGAGCGGGCCGGGUGCUCGGGUGCGAGUGUUGCGGGCGGCGUAUCACGCUACCGCAGGGCCGGGGGAGCCAGCGUCUUCAUACAUGAUUCAAUCAUCACGCAGGGUGAUAUCUUCUGGAUACAACUUCCUUGAACCUACAUCUUCACAAUCAAAACCUCUAGAAAUAUCUUCCAUGCCCUUGGAAAUUACCGACUCAAACGUUGACAACCAAGAUUAUAAAGUGACUGAACCAGAUGAUUUAGACAUAUCGCAGCCAUCAAAAUGGCGAAGUGUCAGUGGUAGCAAUUCAAUACGAUUGCCCAGCGAAGAAUCUUCAUCAACGGACAACGCGAGUAUUAUUGAUCUCGAUUCAAAAACAUAUCCAAAAUACUCUUAUAAAAAGGAAGUAAUUGAAAACAGUCACCAACAAUCAGAAAGUUUUAAACCAGGUAACCCUAAAAAUAAUCGGGUUUCGCCUUUAUUAGAUGCACCUGUAACAUUAAGCACCCUUAAAUACAAAUCUCUUUUAAAUGGAAAUGAUGACUGGAAUAAUAGACGAAAAAGUUACAGUUUUGAAGAUACAGCACCUUUAAGCAAAAUUAUUUUAGAUAGAAAUGACAGAUUCGCAAUAGAAUCCUCAACCGAUAGCGGUAUUUGCAAAUCAUCUGAAAUUGUUAAUGAUACGGAUAAUACACGAUAUUAUAAGUCAAAGGAAAGAAAGUCGCAAGCACCCGAGGAGACAUUUAAGGAUUGGCUUACUAAAAAUAGACAGAAUACUUUCGGUAGUCAUCCUACAAAGCCUUUGAAAGAACAUAGUAUUACACCGGAACGACUAUCUGAAAAUAAUAUAACUCUGCAAUCUCCAGGCAAGAUGUGCAUAACACUUCCAGUAACUAUUGAAACAGAUGAUGACGAUAAAUUCAGAAAAAAUCAAAUUUGCAACGAAGCAGAUAAAAAAUCCAAAAAAGUUGAAUUUUGUAAAACCGAACUACACUUCACGACAGAAACAGGAACUGUUAACAUAAUAGCGACAGAUGAAAAGCCACCGCCAACAAAUGAUUUCAGGCGGCGAAGGAGUGCAUUUGUUCCUAUCAGUGACAGAUUUGAAAAGCCUGUGAUGCUUUUUGGAGAAAAAACUGAUUUCAACGAAAAAAACAAAACUGAAUGUUUUUCAAAUUCCAGCACUUCCGAGAUUGGUGAAUCCGAUGAGAAUACAGCAGCUACAAAAAGUAUUCUCAAAAAUAGGAUCCCGAAACCCAAGCCAUAUCUCUUAGGAGAGAACAUGGUACUUGGGAAUGUUGAUAAUUUAAUAAAUAAAAGUGAUAAGCCUGUUGUCAAUGAUCAAAAUGUAACAGGAGUUUCUCUUAUUAACACACAACUACAAGCAGACAGAAAAUUUAUCAGUGGAAUAAAAUCUCACUCUCCAACUAAAUUUCAUUUGGGCGCUUUUACGCAUAACUCCUACAGAACCAGCAAUGAAGGUUCUUUGAGACAAAGCAGCUAUAAGAACAAUGAAAAUAUAACACCAGAAAAAAGAAGGUCUAAUUCAAGGCAACUCAAAGAUAGUGAUCUCAUGUAUUUUGGAAUAGAAAAGAGUUCGGAAUUAAUGUCGAAACAACCACAGGAUAAUAAUUUAUAUGACAAUAACCGUGCACAGGAAGAAAUUUUUGAAUCGGUCAGAUUAGUACAAAAAGUUUCAAAUAGUGUUUGCAGCAGCGAAGUAGAAUCAGACGAAGCUCCAGAAUAUAUAAACUUAGUUUCAAAAGUAAAUUACACUCCGGUUCCAGCACCGAGAAUACGGAUUAAGUAUUGUGAGAAAAACAGAGAACCAAAGAUAUCGGGAAAUUUAAAUUCUAUAUCGGAACAAGAAAAAGACGACAACAUUUCUGAAACGCAACGAAGAAGUAGGUUAAGAAGGCAAGAUUUGUCAUAUACCUCAAAUCGUAGUAUAUCAGAGCCACCAAAGAUACGUAGAGCACGAUACAAGGAACAAGACUCUUGUCAAAAGAAUGCUUCAAAUAAUUCUACAUCACAUCGAACAAAGUGUGGAAUAACAGAUCCGAAUAGAGAUUUAAAAGGUGAAUCAGACCACAUAACAAAAUCUAAAGAUAGCACAUCUAUAUACGUAAAUCUAAGAGCAAAGGAAAUUAAAGAUUUUGAAAGCCGUCGUUCGCAUUAUAAAACAGACUCAAAACAAAAUCCCCACACGGAAAAAGACACAAGUUUGCAAACAAAAGAACGCAAUAUAGGUCGUACUAAAGCUCAGAAGAAUAGUAAAAAUGAUGAAGAUAGUAACAAAAUACGUGUACGUCGAUCAGACUCAUUAAACACUAAUAGCAAUGAUAAUACAUUGAAGUCUCAUACUAAAACUAGAAAACAAAGAACAGAGAAACUUGUAACACCUGAACUUUCUCAUACUAGGAGUCGAGUUGAAAACGAAAAAUUGAAAGAAGGUAGCAACAAAAUACCUAGCGAACAUAAAGAAAAGGAUAACCGUACACGAUCUUUAUGUCGCCAUACGACUCCUGAUAGUAUCAACGUGUUGAAAGAAGCUAAAUCAAUGAAAGAAGAGCCAAAACGUCAAAGAAAUAGUAGAGAUUUUGAAGAAAAAUAUAUACAUCCACAGAUAAAUAUUACCAAUUUGAGUACAGAUUCACGGAAGUCCCAUCCGGACUUAGAUUUAAACUCUUCAUCAAAAGUUAAGCAAAAUAAAAUACUUGAUAAAAAGUAUCAUGAUUCAAAUAAAUCAAAACGAAGCAAGUAUGUGAUAAAUUAUGACGAUAAAAAUGGAACAGUAUCUUCGGUUCGUAAAAUAAAACCCUAUAAACAUGCUGACCAUAAAAAUUAUUCCACUAAAGAUAAUAAAGAAAAUUCUAAUGAACAAAAAGUCAGAAUUAAACAAUUAAAUAAAAUUGCCCUACAGAAGUUUUCUCCAGAUCAACAAAAAUAUCAAUACGGAAAGGACAAGGAUAGGGUAAGCAAAUCAAAAGCACAUAAAAGAUCUUGCCAACUGCUAUAA